Messenger RNA from Branchiostoma floridae (Florida lancelet), 2931 nucleotides. Its product is annotated as cytochrome P450 2C31-like. Gene Ontology annotation, molecular function: heme binding; oxidoreductase activity, acting on paired donors, with incorporation or reduction of molecular oxygen, reduced flavin or flavoprotein as one donor, and incorporation of one atom of oxygen; iron ion binding. NCBI's taxonomy places the organism in Eukaryota, Metazoa, Chordata, Leptocardii, Amphioxiformes, Branchiostomatidae. Bases 102 to 1598 code for a protein of 498 amino acids. Gene Ontology annotation, biological process: xenobiotic metabolic process. The transcript is spliced from 8 exons. Gene Ontology annotation, cellular component: cytoplasm; intracellular membrane-bounded organelle. The record is from RefSeq and is a predicted model, not a curated record.
CAGAUAUCUGUACAGUUAAAUUAUUUACUCCUGCAGACCAGUUUUGACUCAAGCAGCCAACAAACGUGUUACAAUUCACUACGGGCAAUCAAACAAGAACAAUGUUUUCUGCGUUGUUGUCAGAAGUCUCGAUUUGCACCAUCGCGGUGUUUUUGGUCGUCUUCCUCACCCUUCUCGUCUUCUUCAAACGGCGUAAGAACCUCCCACCGUCACCGAGUGGGAGCUGGCCUGUUGUCGGCCACCUGUUGUCCCUCGGCCGAGCGCCCCACCUGAAGCUUACGGAGUGGAGGAAGCAGUAUGGCGACGUGUACACUGUUAGAAUGGGGAUGGAAGACGUGGUGGUUCUGAACGGCUGCCGGGCCAUCAAAGAGGCGCUUGUGGACUACAAGGAUGCUUUCUCCAGCAGGCCAAGCGUGUAUGUGCUGAAUCUGUUUUCUGGGUUUGGAAAAAACCUCGGGUUCUCAAAAUUCAACGAAGCCUACAAAGAAAAACGCAAGUUUGCCUACAGUGCGCUGAGAAACCUGGGAAUGAGAAUGGGACCGGGCAGUAUGGAAGAAAACAUCAGAGAAGAGGGUCGUCAGCUCUGUCUGUUGUCGGAACAAGGGGACGCAAAUCCACGUGACAUCGCCGACAACCUGACUGUGUCAGUCGCCAACAUCACCUGCUCCAUGGUGUUCGGGAAACGCUACGACUAUGAUGACGUCACGUUUGUGGAACUGACCAAAAGCAUCAACAAACUGUUCGCCGAACUUGGAUCGAGUCAGCUGAUGACCGUAUUUCCAUUUCUGCGAUUCGUACCGGGAGUUAAUUCAUCAAACAGGAUUAUUGUCGAAUGCCUAAACGAGGUCCAGGCAUACCUUCGACAUGAAAUUACAAAGCAUCGCGAGAACCUGGACAACGAGAAUCCACGAGACUUCAUCGACCUCCUCCUCACCGAACUACAGACCCAAGAGAAGACCGACUGCUUAACAGAGGAGAACAUUGUGUUUAUAAUCCAAGACCUGUUUACUGCUGGAGUCGAGACCACGGCCACUACCUUGCGAUGGGGUCUUCUGUACAUGGUUCUGUGUCCAGAGGAGCAGCAAAAGGUCCAAGCUGAGCUGGACAGUAUCCUGGGAACAGACCAUGACGUGCCCACCCUGGCCCACAGGUCCCAGCUCCCGUAUACUGAGGCUACUAUCAUGGAGAUCCAGCGAAUCAGGGCCAUCGGUCCCCUUGGUGGUCCUCACGCUCCAAACGAGGACACGGCUUUCCGAGGCUACGACAUCCCAUCAGGAACGCAGGUUCUUCCCAACCUGUGGUCAGCUCAUAUGGACCCGGAGUUCUGGCCGGACCCAGAGAAAUUUGACCCCCGUAGAUUCUUGGACUCUGAUGGCAAUGUGGUCCGUAGGCAGGAAUCCUUCAUGCCUUUUUCUACAGGACGUCGUGCCUGCAUCGGUGAGCAGCUGGCUAAGAUGGAGCUCUUUCUGCUCUUUUCUUCCCUCCUGAGACACUUCACCUUCAAGUUGCCAGAGGGCGCCGCUGCACCUUCGACAGUUGGCUGCUUGGGUUUAACCUAUGUCCCACCAACAGUUAAUAUGUGCAUAACCAAACGCUAGGGAUACAAUGUCGACAUAAUUGUGAUAUUGGCUCACAAUACCUAUAUUCUAAAAGGUGACUGAGUUACCUUGUUUAGAUAUUUUAGAUAUUGACAUAAUGCCAACUGAAAAGUAAAUGAUGAAUAUAUGUAUAUUUAUAUCCAUCAACAAACAUAUAUCUUUAUAUAUUUUUCCAGUACAUAUAUUUGUCAUAUUGUACAACCUUGACCUACUACGGAGAACCAUCUCUAAAGACCCAUUACGUAGAUCGUAGCUACAUAUAUACAAUAAAUGCGGGAAUACUUGGGAUACUCGUGCAUUAUAUCGUAUAAAUUUCAAUUGUCUUACUACGGAGAAUAUUGUCCUAGAUCCUGGUCAGUGGUUUGUUUGGUUAGCCUGUUGAAAAAAGUAUAUGACUGUAUUGAAGUCGUAGGAUGACAUACGACAAAUGAGUGUCCGUAAUAGAUUUGGCUACUUUUAGAUGUUAACUGCACCUCGGUGCAAGUACGGAUACUUUUAGCUUAAUAAUAUUAAUAGGGAGGCCAAAGGUAAAUGUUUUUUAAGCAUUUUUAAAGACAUACAUUGCAAAAUUACAUUAAGCAGUUAGUGGCCAUGAAAACUUCAUUCGCUGUUAAAACGUACCACAAGUAAUAAAGUCAAUUUCAGAGUAAUGCGAUGCCAGUUAGUAUACUUCUAUUACAUAUGAAAUGGAGAAGAAAAUGAAUUGAUCUGAUUGAGUGGGUUACGAGUGCACUAAGAUGUGUGUAGAAGUCAUUGAUUAGAAAUUCAACGAUUAUUGUUUAUUCUUAACUCAAUUUAGUACAUACUGAGAUUUUCAUAAGACUUGUGGUUGAGACUGUACUAGUGCCCAUCUCUGUCAUUAACUUAUUACCUACCUGUAAAUCUGGAACUGGAAUGAAGGAUUUCUGAUAAACUCUGAGGUUGAAACGAGCAUCUUACAAAGUGAUAAUUUUGUACUUUUUGCUUUGAAAUUUCUCCUCAAAGGUUGUCUCAGUCAGCUAUAUGUGAAAAUCUCUUUAAAUAAAUAAAUAAAGUAGAUAGACGAAGGCGUCAACAUUCUCAAUGUCAAUUUGAUAUUUUGCUAUAUUCCAUAAAUUCAUAAAAACACUAUUGUAAACUUGAGAUAUUAGGACAUGAAUAUGUUUUUUUAAAAUAAAUUUUAUCAUUUUCCAACAAAAACAAACAAAUACAAAUGAAAUACUACGGAUCCUGCGAUAAUGAUAAAGCAAGUAAAAAAAAGUGAAUGGAGUAAUACUUAUGAAUACAAAUCAAUAGGCGUAGUAAAUACAAAUAAACAAGCAGAAAUACAGAAAUAAUCCUGAUCAGAAUUAUA